GCACGAUCCACAUGGCCGCGCUGCCGCUGAACCGGCACCUCGUGCACACGUCGACGUGGAGCAACCCGAAGAGCCGUGCAUGGGACCUCGUCGACGCGCAUCCGCUCAACCAGCAAGUCGACGUCUUCCUGCCGUCGGCGACGCCCGGCAGCGUCGGGCCGCUCGCCCGCGAAGGCUCCUUCUUCUACGCGAUGCGCGUGUCGCCGCUGGCCUUGCUGCAGGAAUGCUUGGCCAAGCCCGAGCUGCGUUACUACGCGACGCUCAAGAACGCACCCAUCGACGGCGCCAACACGCUCGGCCUCUUUCCCAGUGGCCACCUCGUGCUCGUGCUGGACCACGCGACGUACACGCAGUUUGGCCUUAUCGGCGAGAAGGUGGCGACGGCGUCGGGCGAAGCGCUGCACGGCCGGCGGUACCGCGUCGUGAUCGAGCUCCAUGCGAAAAACAUGGUCGACGCCGCGUCGGCCUUCCGCGCGCGUGUCCUCGCCUGCGUCGCGCGCUUCCCGCCGCUCGAUCUGCUGCUUUGCGCGAUCAACAGCCGCGGCAGCUUCCAGACGAUCGCCAUCACGGACGCCAACGUCGACGACGACGAGAGCGUCCGCAAACGCAUUGAAGUGACGAGCCAGGUGCAGGCCUUUGCAGACAUCGCGCUGCCGGCACAUGUCUCGUCGACGACCGAUCGCGAUGAGAUAGCUGCGGUGUACGAGUGGCUCGGGUUGGUGGCCUGCCGCCUCUUGUCGCCGCUUCCGGACGAGUACCUCUCCAGCUACGCGUCGCCGAUCGCGGAAACGACACCGGGCCGCGCCGUGAGUCUCCGGUGGCGUGGUCUUAUUCCCGACACGCUCGUGCACACGGCCGUCGAGUAUGCCAAGAAGCAAGUGGCCGACGGCAGCGCCCCGUUCGCGGCCGUGAGUGUCUGGGGCUUUCCAGACAGCGUCGCGUCGUGGUGGCAAAAAGGCCAUCGGCGGGACCACGGGUUCCAGUUGGAAGGCGCGAAUGGCUACACGAUUCUGUGCCUCCCGCACGACACCUACUGCAUUAUCCAGUCGCUCGGGGCGCAGGACAGAACCGUGUAAGCACGAGCUACUACCAUAAAGACGAAGAAGAUGAAGACGAAAAUUAGAUGCCA
Messenger RNA from Saprolegnia parasitica CBS 223.65, 1129 nucleotides. RefSeq lists its product as hypothetical. The coding region runs from base 12 to 1076 and encodes 354 amino acids. The transcript is spliced from 2 exons. Gene Ontology annotation, cellular component: ribonuclease MRP complex; multimeric ribonuclease P complex. NCBI's taxonomy places the organism in Eukaryota, Oomycota, Saprolegniomycetes, Saprolegniales, Saprolegniaceae. Gene Ontology annotation, molecular function: ribonuclease MRP activity; ribonuclease P activity. The record is from RefSeq and is a predicted model, not a curated record. Gene Ontology annotation, biological process: endonucleolytic cleavage in ITS1 to separate SSU-rRNA from 5.8S rRNA and LSU-rRNA from tricistronic rRNA transcript (SSU-rRNA, 5.8S rRNA, LSU-rRNA); tRNA 5'-leader removal; tRNA 3'-end processing.